Colletes gigas is the source of this 1979-nucleotide messenger RNA. RefSeq names its product sodium/potassium/calcium exchanger 3-like. NCBI's taxonomy places the organism in Eukaryota, Metazoa, Arthropoda, Insecta, Hymenoptera, Colletidae. The record is from RefSeq and is a predicted model, not a curated record. Gene Ontology annotation, biological process: calcium ion transmembrane transport; intracellular calcium ion homeostasis. Gene Ontology annotation, molecular function: calcium channel activity; calcium, potassium:sodium antiporter activity. The transcript is spliced from 6 exons. Gene Ontology annotation, cellular component: membrane. The coding region runs from base 48 to 1637 and encodes 529 amino acids.
UCGAAGGCCGAUGUUUCGUGAAACACAAUCUGAAGUACGAUUGCGGAAUGAAUAUACGGUUUUCCAGAUGUUGCGCGUGGAUCGUUGUGUUAUCUGUGUGCUUCCCGGGUACUUGCGCGCUUCUCGGGAACGAGUCGUUCCCGGGCGAAAUCGAUCGAAAGAGAUCGAUGGGAAACGAUGACCAGCGAUUGUUUCGAGGCCACGUGAAACGUCGGUUGAUGAUCGACGGGGACGUCGAGACGGAGGUGCUCUGUGCCGAGCGAUCGAUCAAAGAUUUCCCGAACGAUCUGUUCGCGUACGAGCAACGACGACAUGGGGCCGUGUUUCUGCACGCCUUCCUCGGAUUCUACUGUUUCAUAUUAAUAGCGUUCGUCUGCGACGAUUAUCUGCUGCCGUCCAUCAACCGCAUAUGCAAGAGCAUGAAAAUAAGCACGGACGUGGCCGGGGCCACGUUUCUCGCGAUGGCCAGCUCGUUCCCCGAAAUGUUCGUGAACGUGAUCGGCACGUUUCUGACCGAAACGGAUCUUGGAGUCGGUACCGUUGUCGGCAGCGCCGUGUUCGACACGUUCGCAACACCAGCUUGCGGUGCAUUGAUAGCCGCUCAUGCGAUACCGUUAGAAUGGCGAAUAUUGUCACGAGAUUGUAUUGUGUACGUGAUAUCUGUUGGAACUUUAGUAAUAGUAAUGUGGGACGGCGUGAUCACGUGGUACGAAGCAACAACUUUGCUGGCGUUGUUCUUUAUUUACCUGGUCCUGCUGUUUAGUGGUAAAUGGGUGAUACGUUCCUGUUCCGGCGGGCUCUCUGGCUCGAAAAUGAAACUUACCAACUUUGUCGAGGACACGAUGCCCGUGGGCUCGUAUAAGCAGCAUUUCCGGAACGGUUUUGCCGCAAAUCACGUAGAGACUAUAUCGGUUAACGUGCAAGAACUGCAAAAAAAUGGGCAUACUAACCCAGAGUACACAGAGUACGCAGAAGAAUCGACAAAAUUGGAGGACGAGGAACCGCCAGAAAGUCCGUUUACGUGGCCAAGAGAGAACAAUAUGGCGACAAAGUGUUGGUUCGCGUUUACCUGGCCGUUGAGGUUCCUGCUGUUCAUAACGAUACCGGACACCCGACGCGAACGAUUCAGGAAAUUGUAUGCGAUCACGUUUCUAAUGUGCGUGGUUUGGAUCGCCGUGGCUUCCUAUUUGGUGUCUUGGAUGAUGACUGUCGUUGGCGAUACCCUAGGUAUUCCGGACUCCAUCAUGGGCAUCACCUUCUUAGCCGCUGGUGGAAACGUGCCGGAACUCGCGUCCAUUAUUAUUUUAGCGCAACAGGGUGACGGAAACAUGGCGAUGAGCAACACGCUAGGAGCAAACAUUCUUGACAUUUUGCUCUGUCUGGGUCUACCGUGGACGAUAAAGUGUCUGAUCACGAACAAGAACGUGGAGAUCGUUUCGGGGGCGUUGUCGUACAGCGUACUUUCGUUAGUCGUUUGCAUAGUCGUUCUGUUCGCGGUGAUAGCGUCGUUUAACUUUAAGCUGAACAAGAAGGUAGGGAUCAUCUGUCUAUUGUUGUACGCGAUAUUUUUAGCGGUCGCACUGCUCGUCGAGCUGAACGUGUUCUUCUUCGUGAAUUUGCCCAUGUGUGACGAGUAACGAACAGGUGUUCGUUUGUUUUCUAUUUUCGUUUUGCUCGCACGUAUAGUGCGUUCAAUCACUAUCGAAGUGGCCGAUAUCGAUUGUCUUCAUUAUCCAGCGUGAAAUCGCCGAUAGCAGACGGAAGAACGAUUUAACUGAAAUUUAGAUAUUGCGCGAUACUCGUUAAAUGCUAUCCGUCUUCGUCGAAAUUUUUGAUAUUCGACAACAGCCUUAGUGGUGGAAUAUUUUUUAAACGGGAAAAUAUUUCGAGCGAAGUUAAUUACUCAUGCAAAACAAGGGGGGGGGGGUCUCGUGUCAUCAAUUCAAUACUUAAUGGCGUACUUAUUGUAUUACAGUAUU